Molecule: messenger RNA, 4715 nt
Organism: Corapipo altera (White-ruffed manakin)
Lineage: Eukaryota; Metazoa; Chordata; Aves; Passeriformes; Pipridae
Gene: GLYR1
Product: glyoxylate reductase 1 homolog
Exons: 16
Coding region: 69-1730 (553 amino acids)
Molecular function (GO): oxidoreductase activity, acting on the CH-OH group of donors, NAD or NADP as acceptor; NADP binding; NAD binding
Source: RefSeq, a predicted model, not a curated record
ACGGCCCCGCCCCAUGGGCGCGGCCCCCGGUCCCGGCAGCACCCGCGCGGCCCGGCGGUGUCGGUAAGAUGGCGGCCGUGAGUCUGAGGCUCGGAGACCUGGUGUGGGGGAAGCUGGGUCGUUAUCCUCCAUGGCCAGGAAAGAUUGUUAAUCCACCUAAAGAUCUGAAGAAACCUCGUGGAAAAAAGUGCUUCUUUGUGAAGUUUUUUGGAACAGAAGAUCAUGCUUGGAUCAAAGUGGAACAGCUGAAGCCUUAUCACGCUCACAAAGAGGAAAUGAUCAAGAUUAAUAAGGGUAAGCGCUUCCAGCAAGCUGUGGAUGCUGUAGAGGAGUUUCUUAGAAAAACCAAAGGCAAGGACCAGGCGUCUUCCCAUAACUCCACUGAAGAGAAGAAUCGGCGUAAUUCCAGUGAAGAAAGAGGCAAGCAAUCCGCUGGUGAAGAGAAACGCAAGGCCAGUUUGUCUGAAGGAAAGGUGAAGAAGGGCACAGGGGAAGGAAAAAAGAGGGUCUCUUCUGUCUCAUCAGAGAGAGGAUCAAAGUCACCCUUGAAAAGAGCCCAGGAUCAGAGCCCCCGAAAGCGGGGGCGUCCGCCCAAGGAUGAGAAGGACCUCACAAUUCCAGAAUCAAGUACAGUGAAGAGAGUGAUGACUGGAACAGUAGCUGGAUUUAAAUGGCCACCAAGUGUCAGUGAGCCCGCGAAGGACAGUGAUCCACACUUUCAUCACUUCCUGCUGAGCCAGACAGAGAAGCCAGCUGUCUGCUAUCAAGCCAUCACAAAGAAGCUGAAGGUUUGUGAAGAGGAGACAGGAUCCACCUCCAUCCAGGCAGCAGACAGCACAGCAGUCAAUGGCAGCAUCACGCCUACAGACAAAAAGAUAGGAUUUCUGGGCCUUGGCCUGAUGGGAAGUGGCAUUGUCUCCAACUUGCUGAAGAUGGGUCACACUGUCACUGUCUGGAACCGGACUGCUGAGAAGUGUGAUUUGUUCAUCCAGGAGGGUGCACGGCUGGGAAGAACCCCUGCUGAAGUUGUCUCCACAUGUGACAUCACCUUUGCCUGCGUUUCAGAUCCAAAAGCAGCAAAGGAUCUGGUGCUUGGUCCGAGUGGAGUGUUGCAGGGGAUUCGCCCGGGGAAGUGUUAUGUGGAUAUGUCCACCGUGGAUGCAGACACAGUCACAGAGCUGGCCCAGGUGAUAGUGUCCCGGGGUGGUCGCUUUCUGGAAGCACCAGUCUCAGGAAACCAGCAGCUCUCUAAUGAUGGGAUGCUUGUGAUCCUGGCAGCUGGUGACAGGGGUUUAUAUGAGGACUGCAGCAGCUGUUUCCAAGCCAUGGGGAAGACCUCUUUUUUCCUAGGUGAGGUAGGGAAUGCUGCCAAGAUGAUGCUGAUUGUGAACAUGGUCCAAGGCAGCUUCAUGGCAACAAUAGCAGAAGGACUGACUUUGGCUCAAGUGACUGGCCAGUCCCAGCAGACCCUUCUGGAUAUCCUCAAUCAGGGACAACUUGCCAGCAUCUUCCUGGACCAGAAGUGCCAAAAUAUCUUACAAGGAAACUUUAAACCUGAUUUCUACCUGAAAUACAUACAGAAGGAUCUUAGAUUAGCUAUUGCACUGGGCGAUUCUGUCAACCACCCAACUCCCAUGGCAGCUGCUGCCAACGAGGUCUAUAAACGAGCAAAAGCAUUGGACCAAUCUGACAACGACAUGUCUGCAGUCUACAGGGCCUACAUCCAUUAGGCUGCACCCUUCUUACUGUUCAUACGAUGAUUAUUGAUUAAUAUUAUUAUGAUACUGGGUUUUAACUCUGGACCAGUCCAUCUCUGUCUUUCCAUUUCCUUUUAUACACAGACUUUGAGACCUGCCACCAAGGCAGCUGCUGCGGUGAGCCUUCCCCUGUGGCAGGAGGUGGGGAGGAGGGGGCUCGGAUUGUUGCAGUCUAAUUAGAAAAGUCCAUGCCAUGCACUGAUAGUCAUGGGACGGAACAGCGGCAAUUGUUCAGAAGCUCUGAGGCAACUCUCCCAGAAACCCGCUGCUUGGCUGCUUUUAUUUUUCUCCUUUUUUUUUUGCUUGUCCAAGAUGCUGUUUCUAACAACCCCUUUUCUCCUUUGCUGUGAAAUAAUGUGUAUGUUGGACUCUCUGCAUCAAGGAGACAGAUGACAAACACCCCAUCUGCCUGUGAAUAUCACUCAAGUCCUUGGUCCCAAGUAAGGUGAGGAGCAUUCCUGUUAAUUGGCACUGUUAGAGAACAGAGCACCUCCCGUGGAGGAGAAGGGCAGUUCCAGAGGGUAAUGGAGGUUGCAUGCAACACUGUCAUGAUUCUAUUCUUUUUAAACUUCCACCUCCCCUGCACCUUAAUGGAGGAAUUCCUGUACUGUUAAAGACAACACAUUGAAUCCAUGUCUUCCCCUGUACAGACAGCUAUAGCUUAGGGAACACAAAUGGUACUGAAAAUGGGAGAAUGCCAGUGUCAAUGAGCCUCCUAAAAGGCUAAUCACAGCCCAUCCAAGACAGAUUGGAGAGCAACAUGUUUGCAUAGAAAACUGCAGGAGAAGCACAGAGCCGAAAACUGGGCUAGAGAUUUUACUUGCUCAUGGCCUUAGCUUAUGUUCUGCUACUUCUUGCUUUUUUUUUUUAACCCUUGUAGUCCCUAAUUACAAAGGUGUCUUGGAUUAUAGCACUGUCAUAAGCAGAGUGAUGAGUCUGAAAGGGGCGAGAAGAAUGAUCCAAGAGGUUAAGAAUCCUGAGCUCCUUUCCACGGUCUCUGGCCUUUGCAUGGUUGUUACAUCUCUCAGCCUGAUUGCCCAUCUGUAAAGGUGGGUGAUGAUUACCUACCUCAUAGGGAUACUUUUGUGUACUGACUAGUGAUCUUUAUACAUGUCAGAUUUUCCAUACAUGUUCUUAGUGUUCCUGCUCUGGGUACAAAGUAGCACAGCAUGAGCCUUUUCCCUGAAACUGUGACUUUGCUUGUGGACAGAUACCAACUUCUAGAAAGAACAGUAACUAAAAUGGGGGAGGGAAAGACCACUGCUGAGCUUUAGUUUAGAAAUGGGUGACAUGAACUGCACAGAUGCCAAGGCUAGAGAUCAGAGAUGCUCUCAGUGUUGAUAGCAGAGCAACCAAGAGUCCAAAGGAUGCCUGUCUCUCAAAAUGUGCAGGGUGGGGUUUUUUUCGUUUGUUUGUUUGUUUUUUAAAUUCUCAGCCUUUUAAAAGUGUUCUUGCAUUUUAGAUUUUAGAGUUAGAAAAAUACCAAGUGAGAAACUUUUGGCCAAAAUCACUUCUUGGUGGCACAGUCUCCUUCCUUCCUUGGGCUGGGAUUCUGAAAGGAAAAGGAACAGAUUCAAAUUAGGCUGAGUUCCUUUAAAUCCCUAAGGUCUGCUCUUCCCACUCUUUUUUCUUUUUUUUUUUUUUUUUUUUUUUUAUUCCUAGGAACUUAAUGGCUGUGUAAGGAAAUUUCCCCUGGAUUAGAAUUUCUUCCCAAUCCCGCUUUGUGCAGUGUAUGCGUAUGGUUCAGGGGCACCUUGUUAAGAAACAGAGUAUCAGAUACUCAUUUUGAAUCACAACAUCUAAUGCCUCAUGCUCUAAAUGUUACUUUGAGUAUUUCACCUCCUGUGAUCUCUGUUCUUUUUGGGCUCAUGCUGUGUUCUGCAUUACUUAUGUCCUAUGGUGAACACCUGGCAAAAGAGCUGUCAGACCUCACUGCCCGUUGGUCAGUGUGUGUGAGCGAUGCUAGUCGUACAUCCGUGUUCCUUUGACAGUGCCGCUGCCGUCCUGCAUGUAGGUAUCCAUGUUAAAAGGCACAGAAAUGUGCCCAGGAUAACCAGCCAUUGACCUGCUUUGACACACUGCGCUUCCCCAUCCACAUCUCCGCUGUUUAGCACCUGAAGUCCUUGGUUAAACAUGCCACAGGAAGGAAAUCACUCAAACGGAUUAUGCAUUGAGGGCAUCUGGGGGAAAUUGUGGGUUUGCAGGUAGGAGAUGAGACUACAGAUUUUAGAGUGGAAAAUUUUUGGGAGGAAGAGGGAGGUACUGUCUCAAGCGCAAUUUAGAGUGAACUGUGCCGAGCCAGUGCAGCAGCAUCCCCUAUGUGUUCCCUGCCCUUUUGGGCCAGAGUGAAGGUGAAUGGGUCUGCGCAAAGGUAAUGGAGGAUCUUCUUCUCUGUUACUUUGUGGUGCCUCUGGAUACAGUGAGAAUGCAAAAGGAGCUCUCAAGUCCUGUGACAGGUGUUUCAUAGUGAAUUCCAAGAACUGGUCCCUAGGCAGCUCACUACUGCAGGGUUUGUUUUCCAGAAAUACUGCAUUUCCCAGAAUGAAUAUGAUUAUUUCUGUGGGAGUGGUGGGUACAGGCUAAUUCAACACUGUAAUUUGUCCUGGGAAGGUCUGACUGCAGCUUUGGGCUGAUGUCCAGUGAGAGUGGCUGUAGAGUAGCUGUGGUGCUGCCUGGCCAGCUGUACAGUCACAGGUGUGCCAGGGAGGAGCAGAAGGAGACCAAGAGCUCUUAUGUGGCUGUGAAGUGAGGAGGAGGGAUGGAAAUGGGGAAAACCAGACUGUUCCAGAUGCCUGUUGAGAUUGCUAUCAGUCUCAGUAGGAUUCUUGUAUUUAUGUCUGUAGCCUCUGAACAUGGACCUCAAUCUGUUUCCUAGGCCUGAGAUUUGGGGGAGGGGAGUGAGGGAAGCAGUGGAUUGAGAGAUGCUCUAAUAAAACUAGCUAGUCAAUGUUGUCUUAA